AUGUGGGAAGAGAAUUUGCUUUCUCAAUUGAGAUCCCGAUAUGCACCACGGCGUCGCCGCCGCCAGGAUUCAGGAACGUCCAAAGCAUCCAAAAGGGCUCGCAAAAUUCCUGUCCCUGCUGAUGAGUAUGCAGAUCCAGAUAGAAUAAGUUCUUUACCUGAUAAUGUUCUUCGCCGUAUUUUAUCUUUUCUCGAUACAAAAUAUGCUGUUGCUACGUCUGUUUUAUCCACUAGAUGGAAGGAUCUCUGCAUUUCUCUUCCUAACAUAGUUCUUGACGAUUCUUUAACUUUCAAGAAAAGGAAAAAGAAUUUUGAGAAGGCAUUUGAAAAGUUUGCAUGUAAGCAAAUUGUGCUGCGAAAUGUACCUAAUAUCAAUCAAUUUCGCCUCAAAUGCAAUUUCAUUGAGGAUUCUACAAUUGGUGAUAUAGUAUGCGCUGCAAUCUGUUGCAAAGUUAAAGAGGUUGAUCUUUGGAUGGGAGAUAGCACAACUGUUGGAAUCUUACCGCUUGAACUUUUCGUAUGUCACUCACUGGUAGUCUUGAAACUAAGAGCGGCUGUUGAGUUAUUUGUCUGGGAAUAUGUCAGUUUACCUAAUCUAAAGGUGCUGCACUUGGUAGAUUUUAUGUUAGACGGCGAUCGCUCGAUGAACAGAUUAUUUCAGGGUUGUAAGUUUCUGGAAGAGUUGUUUCUAUCUAGGUGCUCCUUUGGGAAUAAUAGAGUACUUAAUCUUUCCUUUCCCUUGCUCAGAAAACUUUCUAUUGAUUAUGGUGAUGGUCAUUUCAUGGAUUUUCUUGGUGAUGGUAAUGCGAAAUGUAAACUUGUCAUUGACACGCCAAAUCUGGAGUUUUUUGAGUACCAUUGUCAUGAAAAUGAAUUCCACUUGGUGAAUAAUCUAGACUCUCUUGUUCGAGCGAAAAUUUCUUUCAUUUCAAAGUUGAAAAAAUGGGAAAAUGUAUCUGAGCUUUUCAACAAGAUGCAUGGAGUCAAGUCACUUUAUUUAUCAGAAAGUGCUCUAGAGGUCAUGUACUCCAAUUGUUCUUCACUGUCCGUGUUCGAAACUUUGACAUUCCUGGAGCUCAGUGCUUUUGACCUUCGAAUACUGCCAAACAUACUAGAAAGAGCACCUCAACUUGAAGAGCUUGUUAUUCAUAAGCAUGGCUUUGAUGAUGAAGCUGUUCUCUAUACGCUGCCAGAGACUCUGCCCGUGUGUUUGCUUGAACAUAUCAGGAAUAUUGAAUUUAAAAAAUUCAUUGGGUCUGAACAUGACUUUGAGCUGGUGAAGUACUUGUUACAGAAUGGAAAAGUGUUGAAAAGAAUGAAAAUUGCGGGGCUAGGACAGCCGACUUCAGACUUGUCGACAUCAACUUCCAAGAAAAUUUCAAUGUUCCCAAGGUGCUCGGAGACUAUUGAGAUUAUAUUUGAAUAUGAUGAUCAAAAUUUGGAAUUUAGUCCGUAA
Molecule: messenger RNA, 1455 nt
Organism: Fraxinus pennsylvanica
Lineage: Eukaryota; Viridiplantae; Streptophyta; Magnoliopsida; Lamiales; Oleaceae
Source: the annotation of a GenBank genome assembly